UACAAUGCCGGGCCUUAGAAGAGCUUCUAAACAUCCUCUUUCAAAAACAUCAGAGAAUAGCUUGAAAGCAGAUUUCACGAGUCUUGACAAAGCACGGGAAAGUGGCCAAACGUAUCUAUCAUAUGCAUCCAUUUUUCCUGGAGCAAACAGCAAGGUUGAAUUCAAGAAAAAACUGAAAGCUGAUAAUGACAAGGAUGUAGAAGAUCCUAUGCAACCAAAAUUUGACAGGCUGUCUCUCUUGUUAAGUCCACAGGAUAUGUAUGAACAUAAUUAUCCAUCACCAGUGCCAGGUUCUCCAGGAUAUCAAGACCCAGAGUUCGUGUUCACACAUGAGAAUUAUAGUGAGGUAUGGAUCAUGUUUGAUAUUAGUAUCUAUUCUUAAUGAGACAUGAGUUUGUAUUAUAUAAGUAGGGAAGGGUGA
This is a messenger RNA of Homarus americanus (American lobster), 421 nucleotides long. RefSeq lists its product as uncharacterized. The transcript is spliced from 2 exons. Lineage: Eukaryota; Metazoa; Arthropoda; Malacostraca; Decapoda; Nephropidae. The record is from RefSeq and is a predicted model, not a curated record. The coding region runs from base 5 to 382 and encodes 125 amino acids.